This is a messenger RNA of Durio zibethinus, 3176 nucleotides long. NCBI's taxonomy places the organism in Eukaryota, Viridiplantae, Streptophyta, Magnoliopsida, Malvales, Malvaceae. The record is from RefSeq and is a predicted model, not a curated record.
UAUUAUUAACUUAAUGGCUAAGAAACUUGGAGAAAGAUAUGCGUUGAGUUCUAGUCUCACGAUCUUCCAUUCCUCCCUCAAGGGCUUUACCAAAAAAAAAAAAAAGAAAAAAAGAGCUCACAUUAAAUAAUCAUAGCAGAGAUUAAACCAACUCCAUGUUACGAUUAGGACAAAGAUAUUUCCACCGUCACUAAUUUAUUACAACUCCAUGUUCUUACACACUUCCCGACACUCCCCACCUGAAACCUAACCAAAAUUUUUUCUUUACCACACUACGUCCUACGUAUAAAAAACUUAAAUUAAUGUUCAUCGUACUUUAUUACAUGUUACUUACAAAACAGAAGCCGAAGCUCACCCAUGUUUCAAUCACAAGUCCGACAAAUGUCUAACCAAACCUUAAACGACAUGUCAUCGUUGACAUUAAGAAGUCUCAGCGAGAUAUCCGAGACGGACACGGUACAUCUCGGUGUUGAUCUUGUAUCGGCGGCGAGACGAAAUAUUGGAUUCUUGAGAAGUGUUGAUGAGUGUCAGUGGCUUCAACAAAGAGCAACAAUUAUUGAAGCAAUACGGAGGUAUGAUGAGGUCUGGAUGCCGUUGAUUUCUGAUCUGACGGUGGAGGGGUCAACGCCUCCUAUGGUUCUGCCACCUUUUGAUGUUGAAUGGGUUUGGUUUUGUCACACCUUGAAUCCUGUUAGUUAUAGGAAAUACUGUGAAUCAAGGUUCUCAAAACUAAUUGGAAAACCAGCAAUUUUCAAUGAAGAAAAUGAAGAGUAUGCAUUGAUGAGAUGUAAAGAAAUUUGGGUCCAAAGAUAUUCAUCUGAGCCUUUUGAGAAUGAAGUGGAAUCAGAUUCUCAAGACCUACUAUUGAUCAAUGAAGAUCUUUUCAAUGAAGUUCAAAAGCAAAGGUUUUUGUAUUCAAAAUUUUCAGAACCAUAUAUGUGUGAGCUAGUGUAUUUGAUAGCAGCUAGACAAAGAUACAGAGGAUUUCUGUACAUGAUGCAAAGAUUUGGAGAUGGAUGCUUUGGGUUUGUGCCUGCUUUGGAUAUUCUACUAAUGCUGCUGACUCAUCAGAGCUAUCCAACAGUGUAUGUAGAGGAUUUGAAGGACAUGUGGGAUUAUAUGGGGAAGGCAGUGGGGUUAUGGAAGACUGUAGAAGAGAAAGAGGUGGAAGAAACCAAGAAUCUCUGGGAGAGAACCUUUGAUCAACCAUAUGAGAAAGCUGGAGGUGGGAUAGCAGUGGAAUUGGAUAAGGUUAUCUUGGCCAAGCCACCGCUAUAUUGGGAGGUUUCUGACGUAGAUGUCAACACUAAAUACAAGUCCAUGAUCCCAAGGUUCCUACUUGAGGUUUGUGUUUUUGUGAGGUUCAAUGCUCGGAUGAAGGCAAAAAAUGGAGACAAAAAACACAAUUUUUUGCGUCUCCGGAUGGUAAGAUGUCACAGGGAGCUCAAACUUGAUAAACCAAUCACCAAUUUUUUGUAUGAUACAUGGUGGAAAGCCUGGCAUCUGUACCCUGAGUUUGGAACAAAAGGACUUAUGGUUGAGCUUCGUGGCCGUGGUAGUCACCGCUUCAAAGGAAGUAAAUUGCUGAACUCAAUGGCAUUUUAUUGGAAUGAUUUGCUGAGGGCACCCUCUAUUACUUUGACAAGAGAAAUUGAUCAAGUGAGGAUCGUUGCUUCUAUAACUCCCCCAGUUCAAGCAUCAUACUUGUUGAAAUGUGUGCCAGAUAGAGUCACAGAUGAUUCAGGAGCCAUGAUAUCUGAUGUGAUUCUGAAACAAAACAAUUAUCGGCCUCAAAAAGGUCGUUGGCUGUCUCGCACAGUUCUAGACCAUGCUGGAAGAGAGUGUUUUGUUGUUAGAAUAAGAGUGGGAGGAGGGUUUUGGAGAAGAGGAGCUGAAACUCCUUCUUCCGUAAAUUGGGAGGAUAGGAUAAUUGAGAUACGUGAAGGUUCUUGGUCUUAUGUUGCUGGUUCAAUUGGCAAAGCUCCUGCCAUGAAAAGAUUCUACAGGACCUAUGGCUUUUACAUGCUGUGGAAUCUAGUUUAUACAUUGUUGCUGUUAUUGUUGCCAUCUAGUGCAGAGAAAGUGGUAGGAACAGCAACACCAAAACAAUCUCCAGAGCAGUGGCAAGCGGCAUGGCAUUUUUCAACUGGAGAUGAAUUACUGAUAAAUUGGGGAUCUUCAACAUCAAGUUCUGGCCUGAGCUUUUGUCUGAAAAGUCAAGAAUCGUCAGAUUCAUCUGCGAUGUUGUUGAGGGGAAGGAAAAUGCAAUAUCAAGACAAGACAGCUAAGUCACCGGUAGAGUGUCCUGAUAAAGAAGCUGAAAGCAAACUAGCUGAAGACGAAAAGGAAAUUGAUGAUGGAUUCGUGACUCUUGUAAGGUUCACAGAAGAGAACCCAAAAGGAAGAGCGACAGCCCUGUUGAAUUGGAAACUAUUGGUGGUAGAGCUAUUGCCCGAAGAAGAUGCUAUUUUGGUGCUUCUACUUUGUGUCUCGAUACUUAGGACCGUAUCAGAGAUGAGUAAGGAAGAUAUCGGAAAUUUGUUAAUAAGGAGGAGGUUGAAGGAAGCAAAACUCGGUACCCGAGACUGGGGUUCUGUAGUACUUCAUCCUUCUUCACUAUCCACAUCCAGUACUUCACCUUAUCUACAGCCUUGGUAUUGCAAUGCUAACAAAGUAAUGGCACAACAUGAAGAUGACAGUAUCACAAGGCAACUGGCAUCUAACCAUUCACCAGUCGAGGGUUGCGAAAUGCUGUACAAGCGAGGGAUCAUUACAUAAGAAACGAAAAGAUUUUGCAACAUUUUUUUUUUUAAUCAGAAAUGGAAAAAUAUGCACACAAUUUGCAAGACAAUGUUGUUAUACUUGCAUAUCUGAUGCUUUUACCAUUCAAUUUUCAUGUUCAAUCUGCAAUCUUGUAUUGUGAAAUAGAAGGAUGACAGGCAAGUUCAAUGGGAGAUGCUAAUGGGAUUAAAGCUAUUCCCACUUGUACAAAAAGAGCAUUGGUAUUGAAACUGAUUCCUACACAAAUUUAGCUGCUUCAAAGAAGCUUCCAAUGGAUUUGGUGAAAUGAUCAUUAUUUUGUUCUGAUAUGCAAGAUGGUUAGCACUACUAUCAUGAUUUCUAGAUUCUGAAGCAAUGGCUUUUUGCCAUGACCAGAAAGCUUGACUUUGACAUGG